CGGAGCAGCAUGCUGUCUCCCUAAGCCCUCCCCUCUCUAUGCCUUUCACUGUGCAGCCUCAUUCUUUUUGCCUUUUUUUAUUUUUUUUCCCCCAUAAUAGGCUCCAUGUCUGUUCUGCUGGAAAAGAUCGAGGACCAAUUAUACUUCUGAAAAAAACUAGUGCACACUUUCAUCUCACCGGUUCUAGAGGAUGCUAUACGGAUGAUGCUAAACAUAGCUCACACAGAGGACCAAGUGCAUUGAUCCCCUGACUGAGAAGCUACAUCUCAGUGUUCUGUUAUUUCUACAUGCUAAGGUUCCAUCCAAUCCUCCUGCUGCUACUAUUGGUCCUUACAGAAUGGCAUGGAACGCUGGAUUCCAGAAUGCUUAACCUGACUGAGCUCCAGGAAUGGAGCUGUGGGGAAUCAUUGGCUGCGUCUUCAUGGUCCUGCUCAUUCUAGCGGCGGUGCUGUCCAACGGCAUGGUGCUGAUCUGCUUCCUGAGCUGCACGGACAUCCGAGCUCAGGUCCCUGGUUUAUUUAUUCUUAACCUGACCUUGUGUAAUCUGCUCCUGGCAGUGAUCAACAUGCCCCUUACCCUGGUAGGGGUCAUACAUGGUCACCAGCCCGGGGGAGAAGGUCUCUGCAGGGCAGUGGGCUUCUUGGAAACUUUUUUGACCAGCAACUCCAUGCUGAGUAUGGCAGCACUGAGCAUUGAUCGUUGGGUGGCCGUGGUGUUCCCUUUAAGUUAUCACUCCAAAAUGAGGUACCAGGAUGCUGCACUCAUCCUACUUUACUCUUGGAUCCACUCAUUGUCCUUCCCAACUGUAGCUCUUUGCCUGUCUUGGGUUGGGUUCCACCAGACGUAUGGGUCUUGCACACUCUACAACAGGAAACCAGAGGAAGGCGCCUCUUUCAUGGCUUUCAUGGUCCUCUUCCACCUCCUCAGCUUCCUCCUUUCCUUUCUGGUCCUGUGUGUUACCUACCUACAGGUCCUCAAAGUAGCUCGCUCCCACUGUAGAAGGAUUGAUGUGAUAACAAUGCAGACACUGGUACUACUAGUAGACUUGCACCCAAGUGUGAGGCAACGAUGUUUGGAAGAACAGAAGAGGAGGAGACAGCGAGCAACAAAAAAAAUCAGCACGUUCAUUGGCACUUUUUUGUUGUGUUUCUCUCCAUAUGUCAUUACCAGGCUCGUUGAGAUAUCCUCCUCAACUCCGAUCAACUCUACCUGGGGCAUUGCCAGCCGGUGUCUAGCCUACAGCAAGGCUCUGUCCGACCCCUUUGUUUAUUGUCUCUUACGGAAUCAGUAUAAAAGUUGUUGUCGAGAUAUGGUCAACAAAAUCUUAAAGCGCAGUUCUUCUGGUCACUCUUCUGCAGAGAGGGUAAACUCAUAUGUAGGAAAUUUGGUGCCAGCAACUGAACAAUAAGGUCAAGAGACCCUUCAACCAAAUACAGAUGGACCAAAUAUAACAUGAAAGAUAAUUUUGAAAACGAAGGUGAAUACGUAUUUUGAAGGCACCUUGAUGUGCUAAUUAUACCAGUAGGCUUGCCAUAAACCUGGGAAAGGAUAUGGCAAUGGACACCAAAAAAAGGAUAUUAGACUUUGAAAAUGCUGCUUUUUGGGCUAUUAUAAAUAUCAGUAAAGAACCAUUCCAAAUAACAGAUAAUAUUGUCACUUAAAGACCCCAAAAGAACAGUAAGAAUGUCUAAUUUAGGCUGUGUAAAUAUUUGCACUAUGAAGUGUCUACGUGAUUAAGAAACUGGAACGUUGGCAGGAGAACAUGUCAUGUGGAAAUGGUAAGGUGCAAACGCACACACCUGGCCUUGCACAUAGAGAGAUGUAAAUGUAUUUAUGUACUCACAGCUAUUUAAUAAUUUACACAUGGAAGAACCAAGACCCAUUCUACAGUCUCUGAACAUUUGUGCUCUUUUUAAAGCCAUUCGAAGGCUGAUAUUGCUACGUAAAGUCAUAAUAAAUUGGAGAAUAAAGGCACAGAAAUGUGGAAUAAUUAUAGGAUUUGAGGAACAAUCAUUUAUUUACUUUGGGGGUGAAAGGCAACAAUGCGAAAAAUGUCUGUAAAAAUGAUUGUUUCAUUGUCGAUGGCAGUGGGGGAUUUAGUGCAACAUGUAUGUUCUCAUAAAAAGAACUAAACAAUGGUAUUACAAAGCACAUGAAAAAAAAAGCAAAACAGAAAAGCCUGUGGGGUGUUAAACAUUUACAUGUUUAUCCAGUAUCAUAUUAAUCACUGGACGUGGUGACUUUGAAGUCAAAUGCAGUCAAAGACAAUUGUAUUAUUUGUUGUGAAGGGACAUGUGGGAAUUAUUACAACAUGGUAGGAGAUCAAACUAAUCCAAAAUUCGGACCGGAUGCCUUUGUGGUAUGAUGUAACAAGAAACGCUAAGCGGUCUCUUUUUAUACAGUGCGAUUACCAUUAAAGUAAGUGAAGAAGAUAAUUAAUAUUGGAUCUCAACAUCAUGAGAAGAACGAAAUCUGUCAGUAAUCCCUUAAAGUCUUCCUCGAACAAAAGAAUAUCCUACAUGUACAGGGAACAAAAUUAUUUAAUUAAA
Molecule: messenger RNA, 2549 nt
Organism: Pelobates fuscus (common spadefoot toad)
Lineage: Eukaryota; Metazoa; Chordata; Amphibia; Anura; Pelobatidae
Gene: GPR26
Product: G protein-coupled receptor 26
Exons: 3
Coding region: 389-1408 (339 amino acids)
Biological process (GO): adenylate cyclase-activating G protein-coupled receptor signaling pathway
Cellular component (GO): membrane
Molecular function (GO): G protein-coupled receptor activity
Source: RefSeq, a predicted model, not a curated record